AGCAGCGGUAGCAGCACAGGGGGCAAGUCGCCCACGCGUUGCUCUAUUUUUAUUAUUUUAGUUUUAUUAUUUGUGCUACACUCGCCGCCGCCGCCACCACCACCACUCUCACACGCGGCACGAGCCGGGCGGUGUGGUUCCUUCCGACCAGUGGCGGCGUCGUCGUCUUGUUGAAGGAGCAAAGGAGGAGAGAAUUUCUCUCUCCCCCUACACGUGAAGGGAGCGGACGGGCACCGCGUGGAGACGUCCACGGAGACGCGUCACGACGUCUGCGCGGGCGGAGGGGCCUCUGCCGCAAGCUUUACUCGACCACAACCCCAAGCCAUCUCGUCUCGUCCUCCUCUGUGAGUGUGGCUACCUGGGGGGUGACUGCUGUGCUCGUCUCGUGCCUGGGGGUGGCGAUGCUGUCGGCUCUGCAGUGCGGGCGCCUCGUGGCCCGCGCCGUCCUCGGGGGCCUCUCCCUGGGCGACUCUCGCGAAUUCUCGCUCGUCACGGCGAGCUGCGGGUUCGGCAAAGACUUCCGCCGACUCGGCGUGCUCAAGAAGGGGAUGUGCUUCGGGGACGACGCAUACUUCAUCGCGAGACAUCGGUCGGCCGACGUGCUCGGUGUGGCAGACGGCGUGGGCGGGUGGCGUGACUACGGCGUGGACCCGUCGCAGUUCUCGGCGACGCUCAUGCGCACGUGCGAGCGGCUGGCACGCGAAGGCCGCUUCGUGCCCUCCAACCCCGUGGGCAUCCUGUGCGCCAGUUACGCCGAGAUGCUGCAGCACAAGGCUCCCCUGCUAGGCAGUAGCACGGCGUGCGUCGUGGUGCUCGACCGGAGCAGCCACAAGCUGCACACGGCGAACCUCGGCGACUCGGGCUUCCUGGUGGUGAGGGGCGGUCGUGUCGUGCACCGCUCGGACGAGCAGCGCCACUACUUCAACACGCCCUUCCAGCUCGCCAUCGCGCCGCCCGGCGCCGAGGGAGCCAUGCUCAGCGACAGCCCCGAGGUGGCGGACAGCUCGUCCUUCGAUCUGCAGCUCGGCGACAUCAUCCUCACCGCGACAGACGGCCUCUUCGACAACAUGCCCGACCACAUGAUCCUGCAGGAGCUCCGCACCCUCAAGGGCUCGGACAUGGAAAGCAUCGGGCAGACGGCACGCAGCAUCACAGAGCAGGCUCGCGAGCUGGCCUACGAUCCCGAGUACAUGUCGCCCUUCGCCCGCGACGCCUGCAGCAACGGCCUCAACCUCAGGGGCGGGAAGCCGGAUGACAUCACCGUACUUUUGUCAAUAGUUGCGGAGUACACAGACUGACUAACCAUGGCGCUCUGUCGUGCUCCUCGAGAUUGAAGUGGCCGUGCCGUCACUCGCCAUCUCUGCGACACUGCCCAUCCCCAUCCUUCCUGCCUCCGUCUUCCCCUCCACCUGCAAUCUUGCACCUUCUUGCCACCAAUUUUUUUUUGGUUUUGUUCAACCGGAGGUCAACUUCCGCUCGACGGUCCCUCCCGCCGCCACUCCUCUCCCUUCCAACUCGCAGCGACGAGAACGUCGGAUGGGGGAGGAAAGAGAGGGCGCCAGGAGACGCCAGGUUGCCGUGGUUCCCGCAGAGGGCCGUGUGACCCUGUGAGACCGACUCUUCACGCGCUCGCACCGUGGGGAGCCAGCAGCAAGCCCCCCCCCCCCUUUAUUCGUCCUGUUUUUCGGAGGAGGAAAAAAAUCCCGGACUUGUGAGACAUCGUUGCGCGCACUGACUGCAUAAUCCUCACGCGCGAAGCGACGUGGGAAGUCUCACCGCUGCUGCGUGUCGCCCCCUUUCGUGCUCCUGCACCGCCACCGUCGAGAGAUCUCGGCUCUCCGAUCGCCGGUGGUUCGCCUCCUCCAGCGAUGCUGUGGUUUUUCACUCCCCCACCCGACCCUUCCUCGGCGUCGCAGGAUCCUUCGAGUGAGGGAUGGCGGGGCGCGCACAUGCCGCGUCGGCCCCGCAACCACAGUGCGUGCGUGCCACGUGCCAGAGGAGAUAGGAAUUGGCGGAUUACGCCACGUUAAAUGCCGUCCCUAUUACUUCCUAAUGCCCUCUUACCACCGCCCUCUUAUCGUGUAUAUUAAUGCCUUUCUUAAUUGCAGCCGUGAGUAAAUUGUGCUGAAACAAAGCAAGUGAAGACUUGAAAACCUAUUGCAAAAAAGAAACUAGAACAUUAUGUAUAUAUAUAUGUAUACGUUCCAAUAUAAUUUUUUUUCCACUGAACGUGAAGGGAAAGAUCUGUAGCUUUAACCCGCUGGCUUCCGUUACGUAUUCAAGAAAGACGAGUCGCCCCUAAAAUGGUCUGUUCGGUGAAAAAAACAUUUUCUUGUGAAUGUUUUUAUUUUCAUAUUGUUACUGUUAAUAGUGUUAUUAAUGUUCUUUUAAAAAAAAAAUCAAUAACCUCUGUGGUCGCUGAAGCAGCAACAAUUUUAAUACCAUCGGCAUAUACGUAUACAUAUAUAUUCAACGAAGAAACUCCUUAAUUUAUUAUGUGACGUGCGUACGUGUGUACGUGUGUGCAGAUUCCAUCCCACUUGUAUGUAAAAUACUUAUUUAUUCGGUGCCGUAGGGUUGUGCCGCGCGAGUGUGAGAGAGAUGGGUGUCUGGGUCGGUCCUGUGUGCUCGUACGUUUGGCUUGCGUGAGUGGGCGCCGUUUGGCUUUCCUAACAGGGGAGGGGGGGGGCGCCCUCGAUUGCGCCUUCGGUAAGUGCCGGUGCCGGACAAGUUCAAGCAUUGCAUUUCUUUUCAGAAUGUGACGAACCAACAAGUCGUUCUUGGCAUCGUGCUACGGCUGCUCCUGGGGGGUCAUGGAAAAAGGAAAAAAAAUCUAUUUGCGCUCUCUCAGAUUCUUGUAACGUUAUAUUUUUAAUACACAGUAUUUAACUUCAAUUUGACAUUAGCGAGUGCCUUCCCAUUGCUGAAAAAAAAACCCGAUGUAUCCCCCCCCCGCUUACACGAAUUCUUUGGAGACACGUAUCUGAGAAGCUGACAAAGUUUAUUUUCAUGGCCGUCGGUGAGUGCGUUCUCAACGCCCCCCCCAACCCCCAGGUGUCCGUCGCCCCAUAAAUCUCCGCGUUUUACCAAUCGACGGGCCCGUGCAGUGCGCUCUGGACAUUUGCGGCAAGCGGACAAGAUUUGAGGACAGGUUGAAACCCGAAGCGUGGAUGGGGGCAACUCAUUGCCGCCUGGGUGUUUGGGAGUGCCAGUGUGCGGCACCGUUUGUCACGCGAUGUCCUUGCGUCGGUUUAUUACGGCCGCGUGCGGAGGCAUGCAGCAUCGGGCACCAGGAGCAGAGUCCAAAUGUGUGGUUGUCGCGAAGGUUACUUAAUGUGUGGAGACUUGAGAAGGAUGUGAUGCUUUAAAAAAAAAAAUCAGUUUUUGACUCAUGGCUUUGAUUCUCAUACAACAUAACCUUGGCGCAUGACAAUAUAAAGGCAUUAGCAGCGUGUGUGUGGGUGCGUGCGCUGGGAAAAUGAGCGUAGCGAAGUGUGCGCUUUCACCGUAAAGCUGUAGGUCACUGUGCGGUUUGUUUUGAAGCAAUACCAUACGUUACCAGGUGCACCGCAGACAAAAAUGCAACAUUGUAAAAAAAAAAUAAAGGAAUGUCAGAGACUUUU
Lethenteron reissneri (Far Eastern brook lamprey) is the source of this 3623-nucleotide messenger RNA. It is a transcript of the gene PPTC7, whose product is annotated as protein phosphatase targeting COQ7. The record is from RefSeq and is a predicted model, not a curated record. Lineage: Eukaryota; Metazoa; Chordata; Hyperoartia; Petromyzontiformes; Petromyzontidae. Gene Ontology annotation, molecular function: protein serine/threonine phosphatase activity. Gene Ontology annotation, biological process: protein dephosphorylation. Gene Ontology annotation, cellular component: mitochondrion.